UCACGUUGCGCAUCUCGGCCCAAUCAACAGAAACUUUUUUUUCCCUCCCCUAACAGAGAUUUUUAAGAUGGCGACCGCCGAACCGGAAACCAGCUCGAGUCCAACCCUGCCUGAUGACGAAGGAGCCGAGGAGACUGGACUAGAGAUUGUGAACCCAGAGUCCUACAUCAAACACCCCCUCCAGAACAGAUGGUCCCUGUGGUUCUUCAAGAAUGACAAGAGCAAAACAUGGCAGGCCAACCUGCGACUCAUCUCCAAAUUUGACACGGUUGAAGAUUUCUGGGCACUCUACAACCAUAUCCAAUUGUCAAGCAACCUCAUAUCAGGCUGCGAUUACUCCCUUUUUAAGGAUGGCAUCGAACCCAUGUGGGAGGACGAGAGGAACAAGCACGGCGGGCGCUGGCUGCUCACGCUCAACAAGCAGCAGAGGAGACUCGACCUGGACCGCUUCUGGCUGGAAACCCUCCUGUGCCUGGUCGGAGAGGCCUUCGGCGACAGCAACGACCAGGUCUGCGGCGCGGUGGUCAACAUCCGCACCAAAGGAGAUAAAAUAGCCGUGUGGACAUCGGACUACGAGAACCGGGACGCCGUGACUCUCAUCGGGAGCGUUUACAAGGAGCGCCUGGGGCUUCCUGCCAAGAUGACCAUUGGCUACCAGUCUCACUCCGACACGGCCACCAAGAGCGGUUCGACCACCAAGAACAGAUUUGUGGUUUGAGAAAUGCCCGGUGUGCCUUCCUUUUCCUGUCCGAGUGGUUGUUGGUUCACAUGUUUACUUUGCUGCAAAGACUCUGCGGAAAGGCAAUCUAGAAGAGGAAGAAAAAAAACGUUUGUCAAAUGUUUCCAUAACCUACCCGGGACUUGAACCACAUGAAACAAACAUGGACAAGCAGAUGUACAUGAGUCUUCCUAAACACUAACAAAAAGAGGUUUAAUUAUUAAUGAGUGAUUAGAGGGUGCCGCAUAUUUUACUAAAGACGUUUGUGGUUUUUUUUUCUUCUUUAAUGUCAAAGAAUCCUGAAAUGUUAAAAACAUACAUACAUAAAUGUAUGUAUGUUUACUUUUCUCCAAUUUAUUACAGCACUUGUUGGUUUGCUGUAACCCUGAAUGACAUGAAACUUUUAAUUUAUUUUUUAAUUUGCCUGCAUAUGAUUAGAUUUAGACUUUCUUUUUUUUGUUGCCUUGAACUUGUGCACGUAAUCAACCUUUAAAAAAAGUAUUUUAUGACUCAUAUUAAUUUGAGUGUUAAUAUAAUUAAAACGUUGGUUUUGCAAUUA
Messenger RNA from Pseudoliparis swirei, 1277 nucleotides. RefSeq names its product eukaryotic translation initiation factor 4eb (gene eif4eb). Gene Ontology annotation, cellular component: cytoplasm; eukaryotic translation initiation factor 4F complex. The coding region runs from base 68 to 718 and encodes 216 amino acids. The transcript has 7 exons. Gene Ontology annotation, molecular function: translation initiation factor activity; RNA 7-methylguanosine cap binding. Gene Ontology annotation, biological process: translational initiation. NCBI's taxonomy places the organism in Eukaryota, Metazoa, Chordata, Actinopteri, Perciformes, Liparidae. The record is from RefSeq and is a predicted model, not a curated record.